Frankliniella occidentalis (western flower thrips) is the source of this 1449-nucleotide messenger RNA. It is a transcript of the gene DCTN2-p50, whose product is annotated as dynactin subunit 2. Lineage: Eukaryota; Metazoa; Arthropoda; Insecta; Thysanoptera; Thripidae. The record is from RefSeq and is a predicted model, not a curated record. Gene Ontology annotation, cellular component: centrosome; dynactin complex; cytoplasm. Bases 89 to 1315 code for a protein of 408 amino acids. The transcript has 9 exons. Gene Ontology annotation, biological process: mitotic spindle organization.
CGGACACACUCUGUGACUAGUGUCUGGCUGGCUGUCAAGUACAGUUGUCAUUUGUAUUUGUAGUUAUUUUGGAGUAUAUUUUGGUACGAUGGCUGACCCAAAAUAUGCCAAUUUGCCGGGCAUUGCUUAUGACCAACCAGAUGUUUAUGAAACAGAUGAUUUACCAGAGGCAGAUCAAAAUGAUGACACCUAUGAGGAGGAAAAUGAAUGCAUUGAAAGAUUACAUCUCAGUGCCUCUGAAUCGUAUUUGAAGUUUAAAGAUAAACAUUUAUCUGGCAAUGCGGUUGACUUUUCGGACCGCCUGAAAAAGGUCCCAAACAGGGGCUAUGAUGCUAGGUCAGGUGUAUGGGAAUUGGCUGGGGAGGGAGAAAAGGAAACUAUUCUUCAGAAAUACCAGCGACUGCAGUGUGAGAUGAAAGAGUUCCUGGAAGAAGUAGCAACCUUGAAGGAGGAGGCUAAAGGUAAUAAGGGUUCAUCUUCGGAUCAGACAGCUGGUUACAAAGCUUUGGCUGCAAAUAUUGAGCGUGCUCAGAAGCAACUGUCUGAAUUUCGCUUGGAAGAGACUCUUGGACCAGAAUUACUGGCAUCAUUGAAAGACCCAGAGACAGCACAAAUCAAGAAACUCUUUGCUCAUUUUGAAACUUACAAACAAAAGAGUACUAAAUCUACCGAUUUGAAUUCAAAACAGAAGACAGCUCCAGCAGGUCCUGCAGGGGAUGGUUUAUUGUACCAAUUACGUUAUCGUCCUGAGCAAAGUCAACUUCAGCAAACAUCCCGUGUUGCUGAGUUGGAACAGCGCUUAAAUAAGCUAGAGAGUGUUCUUGGAACAUCCAAUGAAAAUAUGGCUCGAUUGGGAUCAACCUUACACAAUCAAAGCAUCACAGAAGCAGUAGAAAAGUUAGAGAGCCGAUUUGCUUUGCUGGAGCCCACACAAAUUGAAACUGCUGAAGGCAGGUUGACUGGUUUGGCCAGUAAAAUGGAUGUUGUUGCUGAAAAAGUCAAUGGGCAGUCUGACCCUGAGAAAGAUGCUAAGGUGACGGAGCUCUAUGAAUUAGUCAAGAAGACUGAGUUCAUUUCCAGCAUCCUUCCCCAAACUAUAAGACGUCUCACUGCACUUGAAUCACUCCAUCGUGAAGCAAGUGAAUUUUCAUCCUCCCUUGCUAAGCUGGAAGCUUUCCAGUUAAAAAUAGCUACCAGUCUUGAAGGCAAUGAGAAGCUACUGCAGUCUGUUGAUAAAGGCUUUGCAGAGAAUGUUGAAACUAUUCAGAAGAAUAUGAAUGGACUUAAUGAGAGAAUAGCUGCUCUUAAAAAGUAAUGAAUUGCAAUUUAAUUAACUUUGUCUAAUUGAAUGACUAUAAUGGGUUAUUAGUUGACCAAUUUAAUUAUGCUUGGCUUUACUCAGAUAUGUUCUAUAUUUAUAUUAUUAAAAAUAAAUUAUGUACACAAUUA